AUGUUCAAAAUGCAACUUGUGGUAAUUGUAGCUAUCAUCGCCUUUGUUGGCCAAACCCAAUCCUUCCCAUCGGAUAAUCCAGAUGCCCAUGCAGAAAUUCGCAGUUUUGUGAACGAACUGAAACAGGACGAUGGCAGCUACAAUUAUCAAUUCGAGACAAGCAAUGGCAUUGCCCAACAGGAGCAGGGUGUCGGUGGUUACUAUGCAUCGGGAUCAUCGCAAUAUUAUACACCAGAGGGUCAGCUCAUCCAAUUGACGUACACAGCCGAUGAGAACGGUUUCCAGCCACAGGGCGAACACUUGCCCACUCCACCACCCAUUCCAGAGGCCAUCUUGAAGUCAUUGGAAUGGAUCCGCAACCAUCCCGAGGAGAACAAUGAGGACCAAUACGAUCACAAGCACGAUCAUCAUGAGCAUGCUGCCCAUGCCCAUGCCGGCCAUGCUGGCCAGCAGCAAAUCCAGCUGCCAAGCAAACAAUAUUUGGCUCCCCAGGCUCAACAGACUCUGCCAGUGGCUGCUCUAUUGGCUCCAGUUUCGGCCUCAAGCGGUGUCCUGCCCUAUGAGAGAAAGAUUUAA
Messenger RNA from Drosophila willistoni, 576 nucleotides. RefSeq names its product pupal cuticle protein Edg-78E (gene Cpr65Eb). Lineage: Eukaryota; Metazoa; Arthropoda; Insecta; Diptera; Drosophilidae. The record is from RefSeq and is a predicted model, not a curated record. The transcript has 2 exons. Gene Ontology annotation, molecular function: structural constituent of chitin-based larval cuticle. The coding region runs from base 1 to 576 and encodes 191 amino acids. Gene Ontology annotation, cellular component: chitin-based extracellular matrix.